AUGUGCCACUCAGCCCCCGCCCACGCUUGCCACUACAACAUGAACAAGCCCGAGCAGCAGGAACUGGUCAACCGUCAGGGACAGGGAGCCUUGGUUGACUUUGCCAAUCUCCCCGGUGUUCGUUGCCCAGAGUGUCUCAAGAAGGGCACUGAGACAUGGGUGAUCCGAGGCCGUGCCUGCCCCGUCUGCAGGCAUGAGUGCCUCUAA
This is a messenger RNA of Neurospora tetraspora, 207 nucleotides long. RefSeq lists its product as uncharacterized. The transcript is spliced from 2 exons. NCBI's taxonomy places the organism in Eukaryota, Fungi, Ascomycota, Sordariomycetes, Sordariales, Sordariaceae. The record is from RefSeq and is a predicted model, not a curated record. The coding region runs from base 1 to 207 and encodes 68 amino acids.